Molecule: messenger RNA, 1236 nt
Organism: Saitoella complicata NRRL Y-17804
Lineage: Eukaryota; Fungi; Ascomycota; Saitoellomycetes; Saitoellales; Saitoellaceae
Product: Golgi phospho protein 3
Exons: 3
Coding region: 126-1172 (348 amino acids)
Biological process (GO): Golgi to plasma membrane protein transport; Golgi organization; Golgi vesicle budding
Cellular component (GO): trans-Golgi network; cytosol; Golgi cisterna
Molecular function (GO): phosphatidylinositol-4-phosphate binding
Source: RefSeq, a predicted model, not a curated record
CAGAAAUCCAUUUCGUUGGAAUUGAACGGAGAAUAGAAGAGCACCGUCGCGGGUACAUCUACAGCUACAAGGACCUACACGCCAACUGAACCUUAUCUCGCGAGGACACCUCACCACCACCCACAAUGUCAACCCUCACCCGCCGCCGCGGCGCCGGUGGCCCCUCCGCCGACGACUCCACCUCCGGCACCUCAACCCCAAGCAACCAGACCCCCUCAGACCCCGCCUCCUACAGACCCCCACGAGAAGAAGAUGUCGGGCAUAAAAUCGCGUUUGACCCACGGGAUAUGGAUGAGGGACGGGAAGCGUCGAAGCAGCCGAAAUUGACGUUGAUGGAGGAGGUGUUGCUGAUGGGACUCAAAGAUAAGCAGGGCUACCUCUCCUUCUGGAACGACAACAUCUCCUACACCCUCCGCGGCUGUAUCCUCAUCGAGCUCGCCCUCCGCGGACGAAUUGCCAUGCAGAAAGACCCGAACAGGAAACGGUAUGCCCUCGCGGACCGAUUGAUUGAGGUUGUGGAUGAGAAGAUGACGGGGGAGGUCUUGUUGGAUGAGGCGUUGAAGAUGAUGAAGGUGAGUGAGAAGAUGAGUGUUGGGAGUUGGGUUGAUUUGAUGUCUGGGGAGACGUGGAACCCAAUGAAAAUCGGCUACCAACUAAAACAAGUCCGCGAACGCCUCGCAAAAGGCCUCGUCGACAAAGGCAUUCUCCGUACCGAAAAACGCAAUUUCCUCCUCUUCGACAUGGCAACCCACCCCGUCUCCGACUCCGCCGCCAAAGACGAGAUCCGACGCCGUGUUAUUAAUAUCCUCUCGGCGCGAACUGUGCUACUCCCGGCGUCGGGGUGGUUGCCGGAGAAUGUUGAGAUGAGGACCGUGAGGACUGUUGCGAUGGUUUGUGCGGCGUAUGCGGGGAAUGUACUCGAGAAUGCGUUGAUGAGUAUGGGACACGAAGCGCGCGAGCGUGCAUUUGGCCGUGUGGACGAGCUGCUGGGAGAGUUCUCGCAGUGGCCGUUUGGGGUGAGACCUGGCGGGGGCGCGGGUGGUGUUGGGGCCAAUUUGGCGGAGUUGGUUAGGGAGGAGGUUGGAGAGGAUGCGAAUGGGGAGAGGGAGUUGAGGUUGGAGGUUGUCGCUGGGGUUUUGCAGGUUUAUACGAGGUUGGACUCGAUUUUGUAAGGGCUAUACCGAGUGAGACGGCCAUUUUCAUGGGUAUCAAAAGUAAUGCUACACUUGACUGAUC